Periconia digitata is the source of this 1824-nucleotide messenger RNA. The record is from the annotation of a GenBank genome assembly. NCBI's taxonomy places the organism in Eukaryota, Fungi, Ascomycota, Dothideomycetes, Pleosporales, Periconiaceae.
AUGCUUCAUGCAAGAACCAGGGUGGUACGCGGCCGGGUAAUAUAUAAGGCAGGUGCUCGUUCAGAAUGGAAAGCCAGAACAUCAUCUUUCUAUCUUCUACAUUCCAAGUAUCACAGCAUCAUGAACAGCAAUCCAAUCCACACAGAGAGGCACAUGCGCAUCAUUUGCGUGGGUGCCGGCGCAUCUGGGCUGUGCUUCGCGUACAAGCUGCAACGCUCAUUCGCCAACUUUACUCUUACAAUGUACGACACUAGUCCCGAUGUGGGGGGUGUUUGGUACCAGAACAAGUACCCAGGAUGCGAGUGCGAUUAUGAGGCACACAACUACACGUACUCCUGGGAGCCUAAAGCGGAUUGGCCCCAGGUAUACGCAUCUGCCGAUCAGAUUCAGGGCUAUUUCGCUGAUUUCGCUCGAAAAUACGACCUCUACCCUUACUGCAAGUUCAAUCACCGCGUGGUGGCCGCUGACUGGAAGGAGGAACAAGGCAGCUGGCAAGUAUUGGUCCAAGAUGAAACCGGUACCACGACGAGUACGGAAUGUGAUAUCUUGGUCAACGCCACCGGGAUCUUGAGUACACCCAAGUGGCCUGACAUCCCGCAGCUUGAGAAGUUUGGUGGGGCAAAGAUGCAUAGCGGUGCAUGGGAUACGAGCCUUGACUUGACAGGGAAAAAAGUGUGUCUCAUCGGUAACGGGUCCUCGGGACAGCAGAUCUUACGGGCUAUACAGCCUAUUGUUAGUGAUCUCACGGUUAUGAUCAGGCAGCCAACCUGGGUAUUCGGGCCCUUUGGGGAGCCACAAAGAGAUUACACUGCCGAGGAGCUCCAAAACUUCAAAGACCACCCGGAAGUCUUGACAGCAAAGCGUAAGCGCUUCGAGAGUCGGGUCAAUAGUUACUUUGGAUUCUGCCAGAAGGAUUCCCCUCAACAGUCUCAGAUCCGAGACCAUCUAACCAAAGCUAUCCGCGAAAAGCUCGGCGAAUUGGGAUCUACAAAGGUCGACGAGAGCGCGGUAAUCCCGAAGUAUGGAGUGGGGUGUCGGCGACCAACGCCAGGGAUUGGAUACAUUGAGGCUAUCACUGCAUCCAAUGUCUCACUCGUGGUGGGCCGAGCACGCGAGGCCACGGAGAAAGGUAUCGUCGAUGACAAGGGUAUAUUGCAUGAAGUCGACGUUUUGAUAUGCGCAACCGGAUUUGAUACUAGUCACCGACCACCCUUCACGCUGCGCGGUAGUGGGGGCAAGGAUCUGGCAACUGCAUGGCGCGAGAGGUCUACUGCAUACCUGGCUCUUGCGGUACCCGACAUGCCAAAUUACCUUGUGUUUUAUGGGCCAAACAACCCUUUCGGGAGCGGUCCUUUCCUAGCCACUGUUGAGGCCCAAGCGGACUACAUGCUCAAAGUGUGUGAUCGCUGGCAGACGGAAAAUGUUCAUGCAUUCUCCCCCAAACCGGAAGUUGUGCAAGAGUUGCAGCAGCACCUCGACAGCCUGAUCGCCAAAACGGUCUGGGCAGAUUCGUGCAACUCGUGGUACAAACCCGAAGGACAGAAUGUCCCUGCGAACCUGUGGCCUGGAAGUGGUCUGCAUUACAUGGAGACGAUUUCUGCAGUCAGAUGGGAGGACUAUGAUGUUCGUUACAAGGGAAACCGGUAUGCCUGGUUAGGCAACGGAUUUAGUCAGAUUGAGACGGACCCAGAGUGUGAUCUCGCCUUCUACAUUGGUAACGAGGAUGAUAGCGAGAUGAUUGGAAAGCGUACACGGCGACGAAAGGCGGCAGGAGGAAACAUGGUGGACCCCGACUCGCUGCACGUCUUCGGUCCAAAGGAUUGA